Numida meleagris (helmeted guineafowl) is the source of this 11649-nucleotide messenger RNA. It is a transcript of the gene FLT4, whose product is annotated as fms related tyrosine kinase 4. Gene Ontology annotation, biological process: cell surface receptor protein tyrosine kinase signaling pathway; multicellular organism development; positive regulation of kinase activity. Gene Ontology annotation, molecular function: ATP binding; transmembrane receptor protein tyrosine kinase activity. The coding region runs from base 3552 to 7895 and encodes 1447 amino acids. The transcript has 30 exons. The record is from RefSeq and is a predicted model, not a curated record. NCBI's taxonomy places the organism in Eukaryota, Metazoa, Chordata, Aves, Galliformes, Numididae. Gene Ontology annotation, cellular component: signaling receptor complex.
GCCGUGCCGGGGCCGCGGGUGUGCGCGGUCCGAUCGGGGGGAAACGUCCUCGGGGUGUUACGGUGGGGAUUCCUUUGCGGCCGGAGGGCAGCCCCCGCUCCGCUCCUUUGUUGUUCGUAGGCAGAGGCGUCGCUCCGAGCGUCGGGCGUUGUGCUGGGAGGGCAGGAGGAGGAGAGUGUCCGUGCGCUGCCCUACCCGCUGCCCACCCACCCCGUGGCGGUCGCUGUGGCCCAACCUGGGACCCCCCCCAGGGCGGGGGGUUGGCGAGAGGCUGAGGGCGGCGAGCUGAGCCCCGCGGCUGCGGCAAUGGGCAGGUGGAUGCGGUUCCCUUCUGACCGUGGGGUGCGGACCGGGGGGGGGCGCCGCCGGGGAUGGGGCAGCAAAGCCCGACGAAGCUGGCGUGAGUCGAGCGCUACAGAUGGAAGGGAGACCAAUGGGAAGUUGGUAACGCAGGAGUAACGCAGGGAAACAAAUUCGGGGGCUCAAAUAGAAUUUUUGUAGCCUUCAGCUCAGUGACUCACGGUCAGCAGCGGCGUUGCCUCACGGGAGGGCUGAGGGUCUGGGUGUGGCGGUGCAGAGCGGGGUACGGGCAGCACCGCUGCAGUUGGCACUGCCAGCACGCUGUGCCCGCCGUGACACGGAUGGCUCCAGUUCCACCAAGGGACCUGCUGCGGGUGGCACCGUGCUGGAGAUGCAGCUGCUCACAGCUCUCUCGUUAGCGAUCUGCAAAGCAGCGCGUGGCCGUGCCACAUCCCUCCAUCUCCCCGAGGUGCAGGGAGUGGUGUGGGCGCAGUGCGGGUCUCACGCAGGGCUGUGCUGAGCUGCCUGGUGAGUGUGGCACAGAAGGGCGGCGUGGAGCUCGAGCAGGGGACUGUACCUCUCUCACAGUCAUAGAAUGGCGUGGGUUGCUAGAGAACUUAAAGGUCAUCUGCAAUCUCUGCCUUCUGUCCAGCUUUACCUGAGACCAAUUUUUCAGUGCUGCCAACUGAGUGCCAAUAUUUGCUCCCCUCACAAAUAGGGAUGUGAGUGUGAGAUUGCUCCAUGUGGGGAUGGUGGAAUAGCUCGGUUUGAGACCGCAGAGAGCCCGUCCUGGCGCUGCAUCCUGCUUGUCCCUGCACCCCGCUGCCCUGCUCGGUGGGAGGAGGUGGGCUCUCGCUGUGCCCCAGCUGCACGGUGACCCCAGGAUGGAGCAUCCCAGGGUCAGCCCCCAUGCACAGCAGUGGGAUCGCUCACACCCUGCUCUGUUCCUGCAGCACGACCCCAUGGUGCAAAGGAAGGGCCUGUGCUUGUAUAGGACGUGAGCCGAUGGCGCUGGCGGCUGCUGCUGCCCUCCUUGGAGAACACAGACCUCCCGGCCGGGUGCACAGCCAGCCCCUGCCAGCAGCAACACUUGUGCUCGCAGAUGGGAUUUGGAGCACUUGCUUUAUGGCGAGCAAUAAACGUGGGCCAUUUCAGCAACACCCUUUCAUGCAAAAACCUGAGAGCGCGCAGCAAGCCCUGCUCUGAUUCAGCCCAGUCGCUUGGUGGCGAGGCAGAGACAGGGCUGGGACAGCAGUGCUGGGGAGGGGGCACCUGUGGCCUCACCGUUUGCUUAAGGAAAACCUGGAGGGAGUGGGCUGCUCUCCCUGCCCUGGGGUUCGGCUUGGGCAUGCCAACCCGCAGCUCGCUGCCUGCGCAAACCGCUGCAGGGAUGGGUGGAUGAGCUCAGUUUGAUGUUUGGCUGGGGGGGGCACGCCCCCAGCAGCACAAUGAAGUCGACCAGGAGGGACCCACCCACCCUCCGUGCUGCCCCUCGGCUCCACGGGAGAUCCCCAUCCCGGGGGGGGGUCUCAGCCCUGCAGCAUUUUCCAGGGCCAGCGUGGGAAGGGCAGGUGCUCUGGGAGGGAACAGGCUGUUCUCAGGGCAGUUCCUGGGGAGGGAAAGGGAGAGUGGGAUCCCACGGGAACAGUGGUGGGGCCGGGGCUGGGCUGCCACUUCUCCAGCACUGUGCAAGGCACCUGCAGUGCUUGGGGUGCCGCUGUGCCAAAGAAGUGGGGGCCCUUAAUGGGUGCUCAGCCCUCAGCGGCUUUGGGGAGCAGCAUGAGCCCCGCAGGGUGCACCUGCAGAGUGAGCAUCACCUGCAUCUUUGCAUUCAGGCUGCUGGAUUAAACAGCCUCAAGCAACAGGGGGAAGGGUUGGGGCCUGUAGUUUUGGGAGGCUGCAUGUUUAUGCCAUGCUCAUCCCACCCAAGGCUGCACCGAGCCCAGAGGGUCCUGCAGGUGUGGGGAGAAGCACAGAGCCCCGUGCCAGCCGGAUCCCGCUGCCCGGGGAGAGGUUGCAGUGGUUUCCUUGUGAGAAACAACCCAACACCGCAGAGCUCUUCCGCUGGGCAGGAUGGGCAGAAUCACGGCGCGGUGGUUCCCUGUGGGUGGCUGCGGUGGGGGGAUGAGGAGCGCGGUGUCACCCGGGGCUGAGGCACAUGGUGACAUCUCCACUCCUCCACAUCCCCACCUAGGAAAGGGGACACUGCCCCAGGAGGGUCCUGUAGAGGAGCCCAGGACCGUGCCCUGCACCAGAGCUGAGCUUAUCCCGAGACUUUCAUCAGCAAAAGAAAUGCUGCUGCAGCUGCACUGGCAUCUAGUGACUGGUUAAAUUAAUUCCAGGGUUUUAUUGCCUCUGGCUAUCCCAGACCUUUGUUUCUUGUUUCAUGUUGUUACAAGGGAGGGUUCACCGGGCCCCAGGGGGACUUUUUCUCUCUGGUUGGAAUAGUUGUGAUGUUUUCAGCACAAAGUGUUAUUGCCCAUCUGCGGUGCUCAUUGUUAGCACGGAGAUGGCCCGCGCUCAAGUGGGCGAGGAGGCUCCCGGUGAAAGUCCCCCUGGUUUUACAGGCAGAAGUCUGUCCUGGAGUCGUUUCCAUGCUGAGGGAUCAGAAACAGGUCUCAGGCAGUGACUCGUGUUUCACCUUACAGCUUCUCCCACGUGCUAAUUGUUUUUCUUGCUGCGGUUCUGCCCCCGCCUCCCAGCGUGAGCAUCGUUCGGGCCAAGCGUGGAGGUGCCGUGGGACGGACGUCAUGUGCUAAUGGGGAGGAUCAGCGCAGGGGGUCCUGGAAAGGCUCCAGGCGAUGGGGCAGGGCUGUGGGGAAUGCUGUGAGACGUCUGAGUACAUUCUCCUGCAUCUGGGCACAGAGCGACCAUACGAAGCCUUCUGCUCAGGGAAAGGCAGAAAGAAACCAGGGGUAUCCCCAAACAGGGCAUAAAAAGGGCUGCAGACCUUCCUGGUCUCCAUCCUCCAUCAGCGAUGGACAGAGCUGUGUAGUGAGCAGAGAUGAAGGGGGAAGGUGGGACUUGACCUGCCUGUGCAUACAAGGAGGGACCCAGAGCAGCACAGUGAUGCUCUUGAGACCCUUUGGUGCAUCCAGAACCCCAAGAACAGCGGUUCUCUGCACACAGCAGAGUGAACAUGGUGCUGUGACAGUGACAGUGCCUGCGCAGGGUAGGGUUAAGCAAAACCGUGCGGUGCCGGUGCCAGGCUCGGUGUCCAGGUUCUCCCUGGCGGAGGUCAGCGGUGGUUCAUGGGAAAGGAAAAAUUGGCAGCUGGGCCGGAUGUCCCUGCAUUUCCCCUCUUCCUGCAGCCGCCUGAACGAUGUUCCUUAUUUAGCUUUCCUGACGGACAGGAGGAAUCUGAUGGCGGAAACUGUCACUGCCUGAUAACAGCACGGGGAGCUCUGCGCUGGGCGGCACGGCAGGGAGCGGGGCAGUUCUGGCCCUGUGCUGGGAUGGUUGUGGGCAGGGAGGGCACCCGUAGCCCUUCCCCAGGCGCUGCUUGGUGUGCAGAUCUGGUGAGCAGCUAUUCUAUGACCCCCCCUACUCUCAGCAUCACUGAGGAGGAACACAUCAUCAACGCCAAGGACACGCUGACCGUCACCUGCAGAGGCCAGCAUCCCUUGGAGUGGUCGUGGCCUGGGGGCAAGGUGGACCCCAGUGGGAAGGAGAAGGAGACUGAGUUCAUGGCCUCAGCAGCGCCCAGUGGGGGCCGGGCAAUCCGGGAAGAGGACUGCGAGGGGACCGGCACGAAGCCCUACUGCAAAGUGCUAGUGCUGACGGAGAGCCAGGCCAAUGACACGGGUUACUACCGCUGCUAUUACAAGUACAUCAAUGCCAAAAUCGAGGGCACCACAGCGGUCAGCGCCUAUGUCUUUGUAAGAGAUUUUGAACAGCCAUUUAUCAACAAGCCAGAGACGCUCCUCAUCAGCAAGAAGGAGAACACUUGGGUGCCGUGCCUUGUGUCCAUCCCAGACCUCAACGUCACACUCAUCUCGCAAAAUUCCCUCAUCCACCCUGACAGGAAAGCCAUUUUCUGGGACAACAAGAAGGGGAUGCAGGUACCCACUCAGUUGAUCAGAGACUCCUUGUUCGUCCAGUGUGAGACUGUCAUCGACAAGAAGGUCUUCAAAUCCAAUUUCUUCAUCAUCCACAUAGCAGGGAUUGAACUGUACGACAUCCAGCUAUACCCCAAGAAAGCCAUGGAGCUGCUAGUGGGAGAGAAGCUGGUCUUGAACUGCACAGUGUGGGCCGAGUUCAACUCUGGUGUCCGUUUCCAGUGGACUUACCCUGGCAAACAGACGCAGCGAGCGGUGAUAGAGUCCGAGCGCCGAUCCCUGCAGACACACACAGAGCUCUCCAGCAUCCUGACCCUGCACAACGUCAGCCAGCAGGACCUGGGCAGGUACAGGUGCACUGCCACCAAUGGCAACCAGAUGCUGGAAGAGAGCACCGAUGUCAUCGUGCAUGAAAAGCCCUUCAUCAACGUGGAGUGGCGGAAGGGGCCGGUGAUAGAAGCCACUGCAGGAGAUGAAGCUGUGAAGCUGCCGGUGAAAGUCGUGGCUUACCCCCCCCCAGAUUUCCAGUGGUACAAGGACGGGAAGCUAAUUCCCAAGCAAUCUCAAUCUUCAAUGCAGAUCAAGGAUGUGGCAGAGCAUCAUGCUGGGACAUACACGCUGGUUCUGAGGAACAAGCUGGUGGGGCUGGAGAAGCACAUCAGCCUCCAGUUAAUUGUUAAUGUUCCUCCACGCAUCCAUGAGAAGGAAACCUCUUCCCCAAGCAUGUACUCCCGAAGGAGCCCCCAGGCACUCACCUGCACAGUCUAUGGCAUCCCAGCACCAGAGGUGAUCCAGUGGCAGUGGAGGCCGUGGAUGCCCUGUCGGAUGUUCUCUCGACGCAGCCUCAAUAGCAGGAACCGAGCAGCAAGGCGCCAUCAGCGAGAUCGCAUGCCCGAGUGCAAGGACUGGAAAGAUGUGUCACAGCAGGACGCGGUGAACCCCAUCGAGAGCAUUGACACCUGGGUGGAGUUCGUGGAGGGACGGAACAAGACAGUCAGCAAGCUGGCCAUCCAGGAGGCCAACGUCUCAGCCAUGUACAAGUGUAUUGCCUCUAAUAAAGUGGGUCGAGACGAGCGGCUGAUCUACUUCUACGUGACGACCAUUCCAGAUGGAUUUGAGAUUGAAUCCCAGCCCUCAGAAGAGCCCAUAGAGGGGCAGGACCUACAGCUGAGCUGCAACGCAGACAACUACACCUACGAGAAUCUGCAGUGGUAUCGGCUGAACCUUUCCAAGCUCCACGAUGAGGAGGGCAACCCCCUGGUACUGGACUGCAAGAACGUCCACCACUACGCAACCAAGAUGCAGGGCGAGCUGCGCUUUCAGCCCGACUCCAAUGAUGCCACCUUGCUGCUCACCAUCCCCAACAUCUCCCUGGGCGAGGAGGGAGACUACGUGUGUGAGGUGCAGAACAGGAAGACCCGGGAGAAACACUGCCACAAGAAAUACAUCUCUGUGCAGGCCCUGGAGAUCCCCCGCCUCAAGCAGAACCUGACAGACAUUUGGGUGAACGUCAGCGAUUCCAUAGAGAUGCGCUGUAAGGUGGAUGGCAACCACGUUCCUGACAUCAGCUGGUACAAAGAUGAGAAACUGGUGGAAGAAGUGUCAGGAAUCGACCUGGCAGACUUCAACCAGAGGCUGAGCAUUCAGAGAGUGAGGGAGGAGGAUGCUGGGCUCUACCUGUGCAGCGUCUGCAAUGCUAAGGGCUGUGUGAACUCAUCGGCUAGCGUCUCUGUAGAAGGCUCUGAUGACAAGACCAACGUGGAGAUUGUCAUUCUGAUUGGGACUGGGGUCAUCGCUGUUUUCUUCUGGAUCCUCCUGAUCCUCAUCUUCUGUAACAUCAAAAGGCCUGCCCAUGCAGACAUCAAGACCGGCUACCUCUCCAUCAUCAUGGACCCUGGCGAGGUGCCCUUGGAGGAGCAGUGCGAGUACCUGCCCUAUGAUUCCAGCAAGUGGGAAUUCCCGCGGGACCGCCUGCGCCUGGGUAAAGUCCUGGGUCAUGGCGCCUUUGGGAAAGUGGUGGAAGCUUCUGCGUUUGGGAUCAAUAAAAGUAACAGCUGUGAGACCGUAGCAGUCAAAAUGCUGAAAGAGGGAGCUACUGCAAGUGAACACAAGGCACUGAUGUCAGAGCUGAAAAUCCUCAUUCACAUCGGGAACCACCUCAACGUGGUGAAUUUGCUGGGUGCCUGUACCAAACCCAAUGGUCCACUCAUGGUUAUCGUUGAGUUCUGCAAGUAUGGCAACCUCUCCAAUUACCUGCGGGCCAAGCGGGAAGGAUUCAGUCCUUACAGGGAGAAGUCGCCCAGGCUGCGUAUUCAGGUCCAGUCCAUUGUGGAGGCAGUGAGAGCAGACAGAAGGAGCCGGUCUGGGACUAGCGACAGUGCUAUCUUCAACCGCUUUCUGAUGCACAAGAGCCAGACAGCACAGCCGAUCCAGGAAGUGGAUGACUUGUGGCAAAGUCCCUUGACAAUGGAAGACCUGAUUUGCUACAGCUUCCAGGUAGCACGUGGCAUGGAGUUCCUGGCAUCCCGAAAGUGCAUCCACAGAGAUCUAGCAGCUCGCAACAUCCUGCUGUCGGAGAACAACGUGGUAAAGAUCUGUGACUUUGGCUUGGCCCGAGACAUCUACAAGGACCCUGACUACGUCAGGAAAGGCAGUGCCCGUCUCCCACUGAAGUGGAUGGCUCCAGAGAGCAUCUUUGACAAGGUCUACACUACCCAGAGCGAUGUCUGGUCCUUUGGGGUCCUCCUCUGGGAAAUAUUCUCACUGGGGGCAUCUCCGUACCCUGGAGUCCAGAUCAACGAGGAGUUCUGCCAGAGGCUCAAAGAUGGUACCAGGAUGAGAGCUCCAGAGUAUGCUACUGCAGAAAUUUACCGUAUAAUGCUGAGCUGCUGGCACGGUGAUCCCAAGGAGAGACCAACUUUCUCGGACCUGGUGGAGAUACUGGGGAACCUUCUUCAGGAAAAUGUCCAACAGGAAGGGAAGGAUUACAUCCCACUGAAUGACUCUCACAGCUCAGAAGAUGAUGGUUUCUCCCAGGUGCCUUCCUCUGCCCAGCAAAAUUCAGAUGAAGAGGACUUUGACAUGAGGAUACGUUGCCACAGCCUAGCAGCAAGAUAUUACAACUGCGUCUCGUUCCCUGGUUGUUUGACGGGAGGAAAUCAGAUCAGGUGUUCAUCCAGGAUAAAGACAUUCGAAGAGUUUCCCAUGACACAUACAAUGUACAAGGCACACCCGGACAAUCAGACAGACAGUGGGAUGGUUCUGGCAUCUGAGGAAUUUGAGAGGAUAGAAAACCGACACAGAAAAGAAGGUGGAUUCAGUAAAGGGCCCAGCCGAACCGCGGAGCUGUUGGCAGAACAGUCAGACCUGCGGGGCAGAUGUCGGCCGUCAUACGGAUCCCAGGUCGGAGGCCAGACUUUUUACAACAGUGAAUACGGGGAGCUGUCAGAACACUCUGAGGACGGCAGCUGCACCCCACCUGGAGAGGGGGCCAGUCCCCCCACUCUCCACACUUCCUUCUUCUCCGAGCAGUACUAAUGGCACCAGGCCCUGGAGGCACCCUGCCGACGCAUCCCCUCUCACUCUCCAGGCACAUCAUCAGGGUCACUCAGAGCUUCCCCUUCAACCUACGCCCAACCUCAGCAGUGAACCCACUCCUAACAGAUGGGGAACUCCAGUGUCCUCGGAACUGCAGCACGAUGGCCCACACAGCACCUCCAGCUGCAACUUCUCUGUGCCGGGACUGGAGAGAGUGCCUUGCUGAUUCCUCGGGUUUCUUUUAUUUCUGUGGCUCAAACAGAUUCAUUCUGCUGGCAAUUGUGUGCCUGUGUUGAGCACUACAGCACCUUCUGCCUAGCAUCCAGCCUCCGCUCAGAUCAGCUUCCCAUUCAGAAAGCCCAUUUCAGGUCAGAUAUAAAUAGAUCUGUCUUAGUCUCAAGUUUCUUCCUGGUGUGCAGCCUGAAUGUUUUUCCUUGGAUCGCUUCCUCCUCCUCCUCUCCUCAUGAUGUCAGCUGCUGAAUUGCAGAGCAGAAUCAAAGACAAGAAAUCCCUGGUGGUAUUAGCAGCAAGAGCAGGACAUUCUGAAGAGGUGUACGGAGAGAUCCCAAGGGAUCUUUGUAAAGGUUCGUGCACGGUUUGUUCUGGGUAGGUGCCAGCGUACACCCAGCCUCUCCAUCUCCUCUGCAAGCAACACCCAUGCCCCUCUCAUCUCUGCUGUAGGGGGAUCUGUCACUCUGCCUUAUCACAGGGAUUUUUUUAGCCAUUUCAACACAGCCAUCAGGUCAUCAGCUGAUGGCUAAAGUCCUCCCAGUGAGAUGAACAGCAGCUCUUUUUGCAGGCCCUGUGUGAAGCAGGGCUUUAUAUUCUUUGUGCUGGGAGCUUUGUGCUCACAGGUCUGCUGCUCUUGCCUUCCACUUCUCCCACAGCAGCACUGAGAUCAUCUGUUGUUCAAAUGAGAAAUUAAAGCAAAGUCAUGUUAAUUUCAGCUGGCUUCUAAACAUAGAGUGAAAAUGUGUUGUUUGCUGAAAGGAAAAGGAUAUAGUUGCUGUGAGGGUUUUGGAAACAAUGGAAGGAACAAAGCUCUAGCAAUGAGGUGCCCUGGGCUGCAUCCCCUGGUGUGUUGGCAUCGCUGAGCACAUGUGGGGCAGCACCUGGCCAGGGCCCAAGCCCUAAUUCUCCGGGAUGGACCACUUUGCACCAUGACUUUUCCUGUCGCCCUGGCUCAGAGGAGGCACUCUCUGCCCCAUAGGCUCUUCUCCAGUUUCUGUUGCAGAGCUGCCUGCACAAUGCAGCUGUCUCUGGAGGACUGAAAAACAUUUAUUUGCUGAGGAACCAUCUCAUCACUUGGGCCCUUUGUUUCUAAAAGAUACAGCAUGAAUUCAGGCUCUGGGGAACCUCCACAGCCCCUCUCAACAGAUUUCUGUGCUGCUGCCUCACUGCUUUCCACCUACUUCUUUCCAUCCUGUUCAUAAUCCAAGAGCUCAGCCACAGAGCCGUUACAUCACCACCAGAGGAGUCUGGGUGCAGAGGCUGUCUGAACAGCUUGUCAUCUUCUUUUCUCCCACACACCAGUGGUUGGCAGAGCUCCUUCCACAGGGCAUCUCAGCACUGGGGAGUUUCUGCAUGCAGGCCACGCCUCUGCAUAGAGGCAAGAGUCUGGACUUUUAAAAUUGUGUUUUCUAUCAGAUGUACCAUUUCCCAAAACUGUAUUUCUCUUACAGAAGGUAUUACGUGUUUCCUGACAUGAGUUGUUAUGGAUGACUUUCCCAAAUCUUAAUUAUAGUUGUCUGCACAAGUGUAAUGGGGGAGAUUUAUUUAGCUCAUGGGAAAAGCAUGGCUGUCAUUCAGAUUUCCUAAGUCUGCAGAGCACCCAAUGUUCCCCUCCCAUCCCAUGUCAGCAGGAGGACAUGGUUGCGAUUUCCAUGGCAAUUAGAGGCACAAAACUGGACCAGCUGGAGCCAAGCUGGCUCAGGACAUGGAAUUUGAAACUGCGUGUGACAACUGAUUCCCUGACUUCUACUGGCGUCCCCUGAAGUUGCCAGGAAUUUAAGCAUCUUUAAGUAAUUGUUAUGACUCAGUAAGAAUGCUUCUGGCAGGAGAUGCGGGAGAGCGAGGCCAGGGAAGCAGGACAGCCAGCGGCGUGCGGGCCCGGCCAAAUUCUCCUGCCUUCGUCUUGCACUGUUUUUUUCAUUGGUGGUUCCCUUGGCAGAAGGAAGGCUGUGCCCUGUGCUGGGCAUUCACACAGGUGGAAGGUGACAGACUGCAGAGCUAAAUUCAGGCUGCUCUCUUGGUGAUGUGCAGCCACAGAACUCCCAUUCUCUUGUUUCCAGUGCUUCAUAAACAGUUCUCUGCCUGGAAACACCGCAUGGGCUGAGAGGAGGCUCGAGAAAUGUCUGUGAAUUAACAACUGAAAAGCAGAAUUCCUAAGUAUCUGCAGACGAGGGUUAAAAAUGUACUAGCAAAGCUGGGCACUGGCAGGGUUCUGCAGCAGAUAUGGGAUGGAGGCAUCCACGCACCCUGGCGCUCAGCACUCCCAGCCCGCCAGGACAGCUGCACUGGGGCUUUAGGUUCGGUGCAAAUUGCUCAUGAGCAUCAUUGUGGAGAAGUGUUACUUCAUUAGAGCCAUUGUUAAAGAUCCCCUGCUUCAUGCUGGGGAAAGCGCUGAAGUGACAUCUGAUUCUAAACAUUCAAAUCAUUCAGCCCCAUAGGAAUUUAUUAUCUCUAUUUUACACCAUCUUGAGGUGUGUGGGGGGGAAGAAUCAGGUCCUAUUGUAUCGGUGCCAACAGCCUUUCAUGAACAAUGCAGCUUAACACGAGCACGUGCUGGCUCCUCUUCAGACACUCCGGUGAUGAAGAACAACUGCAGUGUGGGAUACUGAAGAGCUGUUGAGACAACUGUACUUUUGAUCUCUUAAAACAAUACUGAAAUGAGAGUGUACAAACCCAAUACCCUUCCCCACGCUCUUGCAUUACUUCUGGCAUCUUUUUACAGUCUUCAGACAAGCGUGCACACAAAAAGAAGCGGGUUUGUUCAGGUUUGAGAUGAGGCAGCGGUGUUGUCUAUCCUUCCACAGCAACAAGAAAGUAUUUCACCUUCUAAAACCCAGGUUCGAUGUUUGUGCUUGCUCAGUUCACAAUGCACGCUGCUUUGUUUUGUUUGGGCCUUUUACUGGAACUCACAGCUGAAGCUAUUUAUCAUCUUCUCCUUUUAAAAUGACCGUUCUGGGUCUACACUACAAAGUAUCAGUGUUGAGAGGACCCUUAUCCUUCACGAAAACAAAGCAUCUUAUCCCCUACCUGCAAAUGCACACGUGUCUCUGAAGAAAAACCAGUGUAUUAAGUACCACUUCAUUUAUAUCGCAGUAUUUUAGCCUGGUACCUGUUGUUGCUGCAGCAGCAUUGGAUGUUUCCGUGGGCUGCCCUCUGAGCAAGUAGCUUACAGCAUGGGUUGUGUGUGAGUACAGCAGUGUGGUUUGUGUGUGUUGUGGGUGAGCGUUUGGGUGUUGCAUGUGUGAGUUUCUCCUACUGGUGAGUGUAUGUGAGUUCUCAUAGCUCCUGUUGAGUCCUGUGUCUGGAAGCUGAUGGUUAUAUUAUCAAACCAGUUAGAACACUGCUUUCUUUCCUCUCCUCCUAUCGUACUUGUUAUCCUUUGUCAUUAAGAGUUUUGUUGUAAUACCUAAAUGUGAACAUGAAUAAAGUCGUAACUGGCGCUGCGCUCUGCUUUGUGGAGGCCGCUGCCCACGGGUGCUGCUGGGCCUGGCUCCAGCCAGCCAGCCCCACGCAAUUAACUUUA